AUGAAAAGCCGGGAAAAGCUGUACGAAAACCAUAUUAACAUGUACCCGCCCGGGUUUUCGGGAAAAUUUGAGUCGGAGCAGCCCAAAUUGGCGCCGUAUCCGGUAGAAGACACACGGGAAGUUAUCAACCCAGUACCGCUCAAAUCGCGAGAAGGUGGGUCAUCAUCGAGUUCUACGCCGAGCCAGACGUCGUUUAAAGUCACAUCGCCAAAUUCGGCCCGGUACGGGCUCGCCUUCGCCUAUGCAGGACCCAAAUCUACAGAUUCGUUGAAUGCACGGCCUGCAGCGCAGUUCAGCUCGCUCAACAGCUCUGUUGACACUUUCGAGAGCGCUAGCGACGUGCAAAUACCGCCACCGCCUUACGAAGAUGAUCAGACGCAGCGUUUUCUGGAACAGAAGGUGUACCGUCGACCAGAGGAUCUUAUCGCGACAACGACGACGACAACGAGUACGACAAGUUCAACAACUUCAACAGGUUCAACACGUCCUUCACCGAAAAAGCCUGCUGAACCGGAUCUUUCUACUUACAGUAAAGAAGCACUCGAGUUUCGAAGCGCUUACGAGACCGCUAUUGGCGAUGGCACCAAUUUUACCGCGACGACACAAUUAAAGUGGUGCGAGACGUUACUGACGUACGCGUUCAAGCCUGAAUUCAUAUCCAACUACAAUAUAAACGCGGCAAAGCUUAAACGCGAACUGACUGCCGCUGAGGUGCAGAAAAAUCGGAAAAUUAUCUUAGAACACGCGCUCAAAGUGCUUACUAAACUCAUCUCACUCGAACAUCCGCCCGCGUUGUAUCUAAUGGGCACACUCUAUUCUCAUCAGCCGUAUCUGGACAUGGACGUGAAAUCCAUUUUGGGUCGUAAUGACGCUAAAGCUUUGGAUUAUUAUGUGCGUGCGGCCAAAUUGCGGCACGCAGAGGCUUGUUAUCGCGCUGGCGCGAGCUACGAGUACCAGCGCGGAACCGCACCGGAAUUGUCGCGAGAAGAGUGCGUCAAGCAUGCCGUUGACUUCUACGAGAUGGGUGCAAAGGUUAGCGACGACGGGAAAUGCAUGUACAAGCUUGGCAUGCUUGCGCUGGCCGCGAUCAACCCUCACAACGCAAGAGAGCAAAAAGUGAUAGAUGCCAUUCGCUGGUUCAACGAGGCAAGCUCUAAAGUGUUAGGGGCAAAGGCUUCGCCGCAAGCGUUGUACGAGCUGGCGAAAAUAUAUGAGUUCGAGGGACUCCCGGCACCUGUACAGGCGUCGCUUGCCGCUGCCGGUUUUUCGCGCGACGCGACCAAAGCACUCGCUUGUUACCACCGGUGUGCCACCGCUCUUGAGUAUCCGCUUGCACAGUGGAAGCUCGGCUUCUGCUACGAAUUUGGCGAGCUCAACUUGCCAGUUGUAGCGAACAAGUCCAUCGCAUGGUACGCAAAGGCCGCGAUGGCAAGUCCGCGUGGAAAUCCGAUUGCGAUGAUGGCCCUGAGUGGGUGGUACCUGACUGGGGCCACGGGCGUACUUCAGCCCAACAACCAAGAAGCCUUUAAAUGGGCAUCUAAAGCGUGUACCGCGUCUGACGGGAAACUGGCGCGCGCAGAAUACGCCCUUGGGUUUUACCUGGAAAACGCAAUAGGCUGUGAGCGAGAUAUGGAGGCUGCUCGCGUCCAUUACCACCGGGCUGCCCAAAGUGGCCACCGAAAAGCACAAGAACGACUCAACAAGGGUGAUCUGUAA
This is a messenger RNA of Lachancea mirantina, 1716 nucleotides long. The record is from the annotation of a GenBank genome assembly. NCBI's taxonomy places the organism in Eukaryota, Fungi, Ascomycota, Saccharomycetes, Saccharomycetales, Saccharomycetaceae.